GUGGACUUUAAGAAGGCAGCUCCAAUGGAUCUAUACCGGCUGAGCAGGCAUACUGAGUGGUGCCUGAAGGCAGCCGUAAGGACGAAGUAAAUCAAUUAACUCCAUGGUUUUCAUGAAGACCUCUUAUAUCAAAACUUCUUUCUUUACAUGCGUCUCCUCUGAUCCCGUGGAGAUGAAAAUUGACAUCCACAGUCAUAUUCUACCAAAAGAAUGGCCAGAUCUAAAGAAGAGAUUCGGUUACGGAGGCUGGGUGCAGCUCCAACACCACGGCAAGGGAGAAGCAAAGAUGCUGAAAGAUGGGAAGGUCUUCAGAGUGGUUCAAGAGAACUGCUGGGACCCAGAAGUUCGCCUUAGAGAAAUGGACCAAACAGGAGUGACCGUGCAAGCCCUUUCCACGGUUCCCGUCAUGUUUAGCUACUGGGCCAAACCUCAGGACACUUUAGAGCUGUGCCAGCUUCUAAACAAUGACCUAGCUGCCACCGUUGCGAGCCACCCGAGGAGGUUUGUGGGUCUGGGGACAUUGCCCAUGCAGGCCCCUGAGCUGGCGGUCAAGGAGUUGGAGCGCUGUGUGAAGGAGCUGGGCUUUCCGGGGGUUCAGAUUGGCUCCCACAUCAACGAGUGGGACCUGAACGCCCAGGAACUCUUCCCAGUGUACGCGGAGGCUGAAAAGCUGAACUGUUCCCUAUUUGUGCACCCCUGGGACAUGCAGAUGGAUGGACGGAUGGCCAAAUACUGGUUCCCUUGGCUCAUAGGAAUGCCCGCAGAGACCACCACAGCCAUUUGCUCCAUGAUCAUGGGUGGAGCGUUCGAGAAGUUUCCUAAACUGAAAGUAUGUUUUGCACAUGGAGGUGGUUCCUUCCCCUUCACAGUAGGAAGAAUCUCUCAUGGAUUCAGCAUGCGUCCAGAUCUGUGUGCCCAGGACAAUCCAACCAACCCAAAGAAAUACCUUGGCUCCUUUUACACGGACUCCUUGGUUCAUGAUCCUCUGGCCCUCAAGCUACUAACAGAUGUCAUAGGAAAGGAUAAAGUCAUUUUGGGAACCGAUUACCCCUUUCCACUAGGUGAGCUGGAACCUGGGAAACUGAUAGAAUCCAUGGAAGAAUUUGAUGCAGAAACAAAGGGCUUAUAAUACAACGUUGAAAAGAGCAGUGACGGGGACAUCCAUGCCUUAGCAGGAAAGCUUCUAGUUUCUCACCAUUAAGUAUGAUGCUAGCUGUCAAGUUUUUAUAAACGUUCUUCAUCAAGUUGAAGAAGUUCUCCUCUAUUCCUAGUUUGUUAGAGCUUUUAUCAUGAAUGAGCGUUGGAGGUAGACACUUCUUAAAUGUUGGUUUAAGUCAAUCUAUCCUGGAACUUUUAAGCAGCCUAAGAUGUGAGGCAAGGUAGGUAAGAAGCUAGACAACCGUUCAUGAUAGCUGCCUACCAAAUCAACAGCUCAACACUGUGGCCUGACGGGGGCAGGCAGAGCCAAGGUAUAUUAGUACCUUGAGCAUGGGAGCCCCGAAACAAUGACAAAAGCCUGGAGAUAUAAUCAAGAACUCAAUGAAAAGUAGUAUUAAUUGCUUUCGAAGUAUGACUUCCUGCACGUAUACACUACUAUGUAGAAAACAGAUAACUAAUAAGAACCUACUGUAGAGCACAGGGAACUCUUCUCAAUGCUCUGUGGUAACCUAAAUGGGAAGGAAAUCCAAAAAAAAGGCGAUAUAUGUAUACUUAUAGCUGAUUCACUUUGCUGUACAGCAGAAACUAACACAACAUUGUAAAGCAACUAU
Messenger RNA from Balaenoptera ricei (Rice's whale), 1769 nucleotides. It is a transcript of the gene ACMSD, whose product is annotated as aminocarboxymuconate semialdehyde decarboxylase. Gene Ontology annotation, biological process: secondary metabolic process. Gene Ontology annotation, molecular function: carboxy-lyase activity; hydrolase activity. NCBI's taxonomy places the organism in Eukaryota, Metazoa, Chordata, Mammalia, Artiodactyla, Balaenopteridae. The transcript is spliced from 10 exons. Bases 104 to 1129 code for a protein of 341 amino acids. Gene Ontology annotation, cellular component: cytoplasm; cytosol. The record is from RefSeq and is a predicted model, not a curated record.